Osmerus eperlanus (European smelt) is the source of this 4683-nucleotide messenger RNA. RefSeq names its product UDP-Gal:betaGlcNAc beta 1,4- galactosyltransferase, polypeptide 2 (gene b4galt2). Gene Ontology annotation, biological process: carbohydrate metabolic process. The record is from RefSeq and is a predicted model, not a curated record. The transcript is spliced from 7 exons. The coding region runs from base 504 to 1637 and encodes 377 amino acids. Gene Ontology annotation, cellular component: Golgi apparatus. NCBI's taxonomy places the organism in Eukaryota, Metazoa, Chordata, Actinopteri, Osmeriformes, Osmeridae. Gene Ontology annotation, molecular function: galactosyltransferase activity.
ACCUGCCACAGCAUCCUUUUAUUGCCGUCACCCAUCUAUACCAAAACACUACGGGACUGUCGGAAAUAAGAAUAUAGUCAAUUUUCUUUGGUUUAGGAUGUACAUAGUUCAUCAAUGAAUCAGAAUAAGGAAUUUAUCUGCUAAUCAGGUGGUAUUACUAUGACUGCAAAAAUAAAAUGACCGAUUGUAUCAUUAGCUAGAGCGUUACAUAUAUUUUAACUCAUAUCGGCACCAUGUCCCUCUUUCAUAGUAAACUGUAUUAUAUGGUGAGGGUAUAAGACAGGUCGUUGAUGGAGGAGUCCUAAUAGAAUCCUUGUGCAGCAUCAAAAAUUAAAAUGCACGAAUAGAGGAUUGUCUUCAACCACAAGGUGUGUGUGUGUGUGUGAGGUUGCGAGGCGGUGACCCAGGUAGAGUCCAGCGGAGAUUGGAGGCCAGGCCCAGGGGCUGACUGACCGCAUGCCCGUAGCCGUGGGUGGGGCUCUGAGGCGGCCCCGCCCUCCACCAUGACGCGGCUGAUGUUGGGCCGGACCCUGGAGCGCAUCUGCAAGGCGGUCCUGCUCCUCUGCCUGGUCCACUUCCUCAUCAUGAUGAUCCUCUACUUCGACGUCUACACCCAGCGCUUUGACAUCUUCAGCCGCCUGCACAACGGACGCAAUGCCACGCGAGGGGGCGCUGGCGGCCAUCACUACUACUAUAACCUGUCCAGGCCCAAUGCUACGUUCAGUAGCUACCUGGCCACCGCAGACCAGCUGCUGCCCACCAGGAGGUCCCAGAGCAACCACACGCCUACCACCAAGCCCGUGCCACCCUGCCCUGAGAUCCCCCCUGGCCUGGUGGGUCGCCUGCUGAUCGAGUUUGGCUCCCAGAUGACCAUGGAGCGCGUGCAGCGGGAGAACCCCAACGUGACGGAGGGGGGCCGCUACACGCCCCCGGACUGCCAUCCCAAGUGGAAGGUGGCCAUCAUCAUCCCCUUCAGGCACAGGGACAACCACCUCAAGUACUGGCUCCACUACCUGCACCCCAUUCUGCGACGGCAGAAGAUCCACUAUGGCAUCUACAUCAUCAACCAGCUGGGCGAGGACACGUUUAACCGAGCCAAGCUGCUGAACGUGGGCUACACUGAGGCCCUGAGGGAUGGCGAGUACGACUGCUUCAUCUUCAGCGACGUGGACCUCGUCCCCAUGGACGACCGCAACCUUUACCACUGCUACGACCAGCCACGGCACUUCGCCAUCGCCAUGGACAAGUUUGGCUUCAGGCUUCCCUACGCAGGCUAUUUUGGAGGGGUGUCGGGGCUGAGCAGAAAACAGUUCCUGAAGAUCAACGGUUUCCCCAACGAGUACUGGGGCUGGGGAGGAGAGGACGACGACAUAUACAACAGGAUCACCCUGAAUGGGAUGAAGGUGGCCAGGCCAGACGUUCGAAUCGGACGCUACCGGAUGAUCAAGCACGAGAGAGACAAGCACAACGAACCCAACCCACAGAGGUUCAACAAGAUCCAGAACACCAAAAACACGAUGAGGCGAGAUGGCAUCAGUUCGCUGUCGUACCACCUGGUCCAGGUGAAGAAGUACCCCCUGUACACCAACAUCUCAGUGGAGAUAGGGAAGCCCCCACCCCGACCCUUCAGGGGAUAGGAGCGGAGGAGAGGACGGACGGAGGGAGGAGGGAGAGAGGCGCGAGUGGACACGGACGACGUGAUGACAAUGUGCACAUAGAGCCCCCCACCCCUCUCUAUUUCACUCACUUUCACUCUCUUUCUUUAUGUCUCUCGCUCUGUCUCUCUCUCUAUGGAUCCGAAAGAGAGAGGGCGAUCUGUGGAACACCCAGGCCUACACUUGUCGUCCUUCCCCCAAGCCCAGGUUUGGUAACUCAGCGCCCUGCAGUAGAGGGAAACACCUCCUUCUAUGGUGCACUGGCCACAAAACGUCCAAGCUGUAAAUGCUAGCCUCGAUCGUGCGACCUCAACCAAUGGCAGGCCUUAAAACUGUGACCAGAAACAGGCCUUGAGACUGGGAUUCUAAGCAAUGGCAGGCCUAGAUCUGGGGAACCCGGUUCCUGGGAGGAGGGUGGAGAAGGGGGUUAGCUCAGGAAUAGGUAAGAAAGAUAUAUCAAAGCAGAUUCACUCAGACUCGACUGUGGAAAUGCACACGGGUGCAUACACACACAGCUACACACAGCAGUGAAGAGGAACAGGUGUAGUAUGCUGGGAACUGGUCCUACUGUACACACACAAACGCAGUGUGUAUUCAGGAGUUAUAUCAGAUUACUUACAUGUUGGUGAUUCAUAAACAAGGAUGGUGUGACUUUGGAUCCUAUGAAACUGGGUGAUUUUCAAGACUUCUAUGUGAAUCUCUUUGUCAAUCGAAUCAAAUAUCUUGAAUUGAAUGUUUUUCUCUACUAUCCCUGAUCUCCUUGGUGACUAACACUCCUAGAAUGAAGAGAGACAAUGUGUACCGGUAUCUCUAGUGGUCUUUUUUGGUGUCUUUUUUUGUGUAGCAAAGGAUUUGUGACUAUCUGAGGAAGGGAGAGAUGUAGUCCUGGAUAUAGUGUCCAGUGUUGGUGCAGGACAUUCCAGAAACUGCUAUAGACCUGGAAAGGUGAAGCGAGUUGAACGUAGCAUAUAUGCUGGAUCUACAGGCGACUGGACAAGGAUAUCCGCUGAAUCCAGAGCUAGCUACCAGGAUGUUCUGAGUCCAGAGGCAAACAAAUCAGUAUUUUCUGGACCUGAGGGUGGUUUUAAAGAAGGAUCUAAUAACAGUUCAUUUUUGCUCACAAAGGAAAUAAGAAGCGGUGAACUCUGUAAAGUCUGGACUCUGUUCUGAUCUGAACUAACUGUAGAAGAAAGCUUGUGAGCUCAGCUAUAUGACAAUGGCGCCCUAUUGCUCAAAUAAUCCAUGAUAAUUUUCCUCCAACGAGACUCAAAUCUUUUGUUCAAUGCUCUUGUCUUUUCUUUACCAUCUACAUCGUUCACAAGACAAUGAUCGGGUAUUGAUGAUCCAUGGGGAAAGUUGUGAUGUCCGUCCUCAAGGGCGAAUAGAUUAAACAUCUGUAUAAGGCAGAGCCCAACAUACAUGAGCAUUGCCCUGUGACAGACAAAGUGAUGGGCUAGUUUUCUUGGGUGUAUUAACCUGGUCUAAUCAAGAAAUAAACAGUUUGGCCCAAACGUCUGAGACCGCUAGUCAAGAUACAUAGAUUUUGCAUUUGUUUCGAAUGUAACACAAAUAUUGUAAUUACAAAUUUUAUUGGCUUGACAAUUUGGGUAAAAAACAUUUUUGUGGUCACAGACUUUUGGACCAUACUGUGUGUAAUGCAUCUCACAACUUCCCCUACUGGCCUGCAAAAGCCUUUUAAUGUCUUAAUUAAGCUUCUCACCUCUCCUUUUUCAUUUGUUUUCUACUGCCUAAACACCAAACUGAUGCCUUCAGAAUUUGUAUUGAGAGGCAAAAUAGGAAUGCUGCAUUCUGGGAAUAGAAGUUUUUUUGUAUUGUAGUGUGAAGUGACGUUGGUGAUCUCUCUUUUGUACUAUCAGACAGCAUCUCUUGACCAGGCUUGAACACGGUGAGGCUGUAGAGAAAGCCCCUCUCAUUAACUCCCAGCCUUCUCUCCAUGGAGGGUCUUCCCCCUUUUUCUCAACAACCCCCAUCUCUGCCUUUCUCUUUUCCCCCCUGCCAUCCCUCUCUCUCCGUCUCACCAUCAUGUGCCCAGUGUGAAUACCAGUUUUUAUUCCCUCAUGGACACUACCCCCUCUCUCAACAUGUUUUCCAUUUUCAAUUAUCUUGGCCUCUAUCUGUCUCUUUUUCUCUCUCUCUUUUUCUCUCUCUUUUUUUCUCUCUCUUUUUCUCUCUCUGUCUUUGACGCUAUCCACUCUAUUUUCUCUCUGUCUGAUCUAUUUAUAGAUCUAUAUCUGGAUCUCACAAGCAUAUCAUUUUGCUGCCUUUAUUUCUGAGUGCAUUACUAUUACUAUAUAAACUACUGGUGACUACUGGGGACUAAGCUCAGCUAGUGCAGGAGUGUUCUUCCGUAUCAGUGUCAUAUCAUAAGUGUUAUGUAAUAGUACAGGUUUGCUGUUGUACAUACUAACCAAGACAAGGCAUCCUUCUUUGGUGAAAAUGUCAAAUAUAGCACAAGUAUAGGAACAUAUCUGACCAUGAGUACUCACUACAAUGCAGUAUAACUAACCAGGUGCGAAUAAACCUACUCGUAUUUGUCCACUCCCACCGGCCUGCAAUCAGAUAGUUGGUAUUGCCUUGUGUUCCGAGCAAUUUAAUGUGGUGCAGUAGGUCCUCUCAUUUUAAUAACACAAGUUUUCCCCUGGCCCAAAAUAAAGUAUUUUAUCAUUUAACCAUCAUCCUCUUCAGGAAUUGGAUCUCGAUUUGAAGCCAGGUUUAUCUAAAAGCCCUUCUCUCUCAUCGUCACAGCACUCCCGAGGAGGAAGGAAGUGAAGUAUAGGCAACAGAGGAUCAUGGGAAAAAGAGUUCUGUAAAACAUGGGUACCAGAGGUCCGCUCCACAUUCUACUGACAGCAUCAAGCCUUCAAGGCUGUGUGCAUUUUUCAAGAUUUCCUGUAUUUACUGUAGGUUUUUUUGUACAUUGAAUGUUGAAAAUGUUAUAUCUUAUAUAGAAUGCAUAAUGUCAUAUCAAACCUACUUUUUCUAUACAAUCAAUAAAUAUCCUGGUCAA